CUUCCACUUCGGAGACAAAGUGAAUUGCAGGAGCGGUUUAGAGAGAGAGGGAGAGAGAGAAGUCCCACACAUAUCUACUUUCUUUUGAUUUGAAGGAGAAAAGAAAAUGGUGGCCAGAACCCCACCAAAGCUUCAGCACAGGAAAAUGGCGGUGCCUCCUCUCAACCCCAUACUUCUCCGUGAAACUCUAAGCAAGGUGGACAAGUGUAUGGCUAGAUUGCAGGAGCUACAGUACACGGUGACAGGAGGGAGCAAGGUCAUUUCUGGUGUGACUCUUAGCCCUCGAAGCACCAGAGGCUAUUUGAGGACUAGCCUCAGAUGUAAACAAGAAUCUCUCAGGAUCAAGAAUGCCACUUCUAACAGAUCUCCUCAUGGAAAGUUGCCUGCAACUACAAAAACAGGAGAGUGGAAGAGAAUGUCACUACCAGCAAUGCUGUUGGGGGAGACAGUAAAUGAAAUCCUAGAAGCAAGCCAAUUUGCAAGAAAAAUAGUGGAAGAAGCAGCAGCCAAAGAUGACCCCAAAACUCCUCCCCUCACAAUCAGGCAAAAGAAGAAGCCAAGCCCCGAGAACUCUGAGCUUCGGGCUCGAAGGAAGAAGGAGAAACAGGUUAAACUCCUUCAGGCUACUCCGUCUCUCCAGCGUGCCAGAUCGAGGCGAAUAAACUUCAAGGUUGUUGUUUCUCCUCCUAAUUGUGAGAGGGAAAACUGCAAUAAGUACUACAUGGCUAAUAGGGUGUCUCCAAGGCAUAGGCCAUGGGCUAAAAAGACUGUUCUUUUCCCCAACCCUGUGUUCCAUUCAUCCUCCCCCCCUACACAGAAGUUGAGCAGAACAAAGUCUCCUGUGAUUGCAAAUGCUCAACCGAAAACGCCUCAUAAGUUCUUGAUCAAGUCCCCCCACCAGCCUUCCAAGUUUCAGGUCAAAAUCAGGAGCCCUCCAUUGUCUAUUUCUCCUACAAGGACUGCUGCUGUGUCUAAGAAGUCUCCAAAGAUGUCUACAGCUGCAAAGCUGAGAAGAUCGUUUUCGCCUUCAAGAUUGGCAAACAAGUUAGUACCAUCAUCAUCGCCCUCGAAGAUGAGAAAAUCAUUUUCGCCUUCAAGAUUGGCAAACAAGUUAGUACCAUCAUCAUCGCCCUCAAAGAUGAGAAGAUCAUUUUCGCCUUCAAGAUUGGCAAACAAGCUAGUAUCAUCAUCACCCUCAAAGAUGAUGAGAAGAUCGUUUUCGCCUUCAAGGUUGGCAAACAAGCUUGUUUCACCAUUGAAGAGUAGGAAACCUGUACAGAAUGAUGCUGAUGCAAUGAAGAUGAUGAUGAGUGGAUUGAAACAACGACCAUCGGGCUCUUCAUUGCCAAAGCAAUUCCCAGCUCGGCGAUUGUGAUUCAAUGGAUUCUUUUGUUUGCAUUUUUUGUAUUUUUUCAUGUCUAUAUAUUUGAUUUUGAUUGGUAUAAAGUUGUGUGUGCCUUUUUCUUUGGCCCUAUCAGACUUUCAACUGUGAGGUGCUUCCUCAAUAAUUCAUGUUUGCUAAAUGAAGGACAAUGAAAUAUAUUCUAUAUAUUGAACUA
Molecule: messenger RNA, 1559 nt
Organism: Ipomoea triloba (trilobed morning glory)
Lineage: Eukaryota; Viridiplantae; Streptophyta; Magnoliopsida; Solanales; Convolvulaceae
Product: microtubule-binding protein TANGLED
Exons: 4
Coding region: 107-1375 (422 amino acids)
Biological process (GO): regulation of phragmoplast microtubule organization
Molecular function (GO): microtubule binding
Source: RefSeq, a predicted model, not a curated record